AUGUAUUCCGGCGGCGCGACCGGCACUCACACUCCUCGAUCCUCUCAGAACCUCCGACCUUUAACUCUCACCCAUGGCUCCCUCGAAUAUUCCUUGUUGAUACCCACUGCUCUGCAUUUCCAAGCAUCCCAGUUGAAAGACGCCUUCAAUGCAUCUCUACCAGAACCCACGGACGAAUUGGCUCAAGAUGACGAGCCUUCGUCCAGCGCCGAGCUUGUCGCACGUUACGUUGGCUUCAUUGCCGCUGAAGUCGAUGAGGAGGAGGAAGCAGCCGGCUUUGUGGAAGUCUUAAAAGUUGUCUUGAACGAAUUUGAACGGUCUUUUAUGCAUGCAAACGAUGUUCAUGCGCUGGCUGCCACAUUACCUGGAAUCACCGCAAAGAAGCUGUUGCUGGUUCGGUGCUACUAUGCCGGCCGAGCUGCCGUGGCAAGACCCAUUAAGCCACACGAUUCCGCCCUCCUGAGAGCUGCAGAUGACGAAGAGGCGAGCAUCUUCACGGUCUUUGGUGGGCAAGGCAAUAUUGAAGAAUACUUUGACGAGCUCAGAGAAGUCUACACCACAUAUCCUUCUUUCACCAAAGAUUUGGUCGAGUCUUCAGCAGAAUUGUUGCAGACUUUGGCUAGAAGUCCAAAGGCGGACAAAUUCUAUACAAAAGGCCUCGACAUUCUCCGGUGGUUGGCGGACCGAGAAACCCAGCCGGAUACGGAUUAUUUGGUGUCCGCUCCUGUCAGCCUGCCCUUGAUCGGCCUGGUCCAACUGGCCCACUAUCAAGUUGCCUGCAAAGUUCUCGGCAAGACCCCAGGCGAAGUUAACGAGCGGCUCAAUGGCACAACUGGUCAUUCGCAAGGCGUUGUCACCGCUGCCGCGAUUGCCACGGCAACAUCCUGGGAGAGCUUUGCCAAGGCCGCCAAAGAAGCCAUCACCAUGCUGUUCUGGAUUGGCAUGCGAAGUCAGCAGGCAUAUCCUCGAACCAGCAUUGCUCCCUCCAUUUUGCAGGAUUCGCUCGAGGCGGGGGAGGGUACUCCAACGCCGAUGCUCUCCGUCCGAGAUCUCUCCCGGAAACAGCUCCAGGAGCAUAUCGACGCCACGAACGAGCAUUUACCGACCGACCGACACAUCGCCAUCUCCCUGGUCAACAGUGCUCGCAACUUUGUGGUUACUGGGGCGCCAAUUUCUCUCCACGGUCUGAAUCUGCGAUUGCGCAAAGUCAAGGCCCCGACUGGUCUGGAUCAAAACCGAAUUCCAUACACCGAGCGUAAAGUGCGGUUUGUGAAUAGGUUCUUACCCAUCACCGCCCCAUUCCACAGCCCUCUCCUUAGCGAAGCUCUCAAGCACAUUCAGGACGAUCUCAGUGACAUCAAGAUUCCCGCUUCUCGCUUGACCAUCCCUGUGUACGAUACAAACACUGGGGAAGAUCUCCGUGCCCAACACGACAAGGAUAUUGUCCCGGCUCUCGUGCGCAUGAUCACCCAAGAUCCCGUCCACUGGGAGCAGGCCACCUUUUUUGAGGGCGCCACUCACAUCGUCGACUUCGGCCCCGGAGGCAUUUCGGGUCUCGGAGUCCUCACGAACCGCAACAAGGAUGGUACUGGUGUCCGUGUCAUCUUGGCUGGUGCGAUGGAUGGCACCAAUGCCGAGGUUGGAUACAAGCCGGAAUUCUUCGACCGCGACGAAGAACAGGCCGUCAAGUAUGCCGUUAACUGGGUCAAAGAGCAUGGUCCCAAACUGGUCAAGACUUCGGUCGGACAGACCUUUGUCGACACCAAGAUGUCACGCCUGCUUGGUGUCCCCCCCUUGAUGGUGGCCGGCAUGACUCCCUGCACGGUUCCGUGGGACUUCGUUGCUGCAACCAUGAACGCUGGCUACCACAUUGAAUUGGCGGGUGGCGGUUACUACAACGCAAAGAGCAUGACCGAAGCCCUGACCCAGAUCGAGAAAGCCAUCCCCCCCGGUCGAGGGAUCACCGUCAACUUGAUCUAUGUUAAUCCUCGGGCAAUGGGCUGGCAAAUCCCUCUUCUCGCUCAGCUUCGAGCGGAUGGCGUUCCCAUCGAGGGCUUGACGAUCGGAGCAGGUGUGCCAUCCAUCGAAGUCGCUCAAGAAUACAUUGACAGCCUCGGCAUUAAGCACAUUGCUUUCAAGCCCGGCUCGAUGGAUGCCAUUCAGCAGGUCAUUAACAUUGCAAAAGCCAACCCGACAUUCCCUGUCAUUCUCCAAUGGACCGGCGGUCGUGGCGGUGGCCAUCAUUCUUUUGAGGAUUUCCACCAACCCGUCCUUCAAAUGUAUGGACGUAUUCGAAAAUGCCAGAACAUCAUCUUGGUGGCCGGUAGUGGUUUUGGUGGCUCUGAAGACACCUAUCCCUAUCUUACUGGAACUUGGGCACGCAAGUUCGGAUACCCCCCCAUGCCUUUCGACGGUGUCCUCUUUGGGAGUCGAAUGAUGACGGCCCAAGAAGCUCACACAUCCACCAACGCGAAGAAGGCUAUUGCUGAGGCCGAGGGUGUGGACGACAGUCAAUGGGAGAAAACCUACAAGGGACCUGCGGGUGGUGUCAUUACUGUCCGGUCCGAGAUGGGUGAGCCCAUCCACAAGUUGGCCACUCGUGGCGUGAAAUUCUGGGCCGAGAUGGAUCAAAAGAUUUUCAGCUUGGACAAGAAGAAGCGAGUCGCAGAGCUGAGGAAGCAGCGCGAAUACAUCAUCAAGAAGCUCAAUGACGACUUCCAAAAGGUUUGGUUCGGUCGCAACUCGGCCGGCGAAACGGUGGACCUCGAGGACAUGACUUAUGCUGAAGUCGUUCGACGCAUGGUCGAACUCAUGUAUGUCAAGCACCGAUCUCGCUGGAUUGAGGUCACUCUCCGAAACCUCACCGUGGACUUCAUUCGCCGAGUGGAAGAGCGAUUCACCGUCGGCUCCGGCAAACCAUCUCUCAUUCAGAGCUACGCAGAACUGGACAAUCCAUUCCCGGCGGUGGAGAAGAUUCUGGCCGCUUAUCCAGAGGCGGAAACUCAAUUGAUCAAUGCACAAGACGUACAGCAUUUCUUACUGCUCUGCCAGCGUCGUGGCCAGAAGCCCGUGCCUUUUGUUCCCUCGUUGGAUGAAAACUUUGAGUUCUGGUUCAAGAAGGACUCAUUGUGGCAGUCCGAGGACUUGGACGCUGUCGUGGAUCAAGAUGUCGGUAGAACCUGUAUUCUUCAAGGACCCAUGGCGGCGAAAUACUCGACCAAGAUCGACGAACCCAUCAAAGACAUUUUGGAUGGCAUUCACCACGAUCACAUCCAAGGCCUCGUCCAGGACGUUUAUGGUGGCCGAGACGCCGCGGUCCCCGUGGUCGAGUACUUUGGUGGCAAGGUCAUCACAUCUCCAGAAAGUGUGGUCGAGCUUGAUGGCGUCACCGUGAUCCCAGAUGGCUCUCGCAUCACGUACCGGUUGUCAUCUUCUUCAUCGGCUCCUCUGCCUGAUGUUGAAGCUUGGUGUCAACUGCUGGCUGGCAAGAAUUACUCGUGGCGUCAUGCUCUAUUUACCACCGACGUGUUUGUCCAGGGUGCUCGAUAUCAAAACAACCCUCUCAAGCGCAUCCUAGCUCCCACACGAGGUAUGACGAUUGAAAUUGCUCAUCCUAAGGAUCCGUCAAGGACCACAAUUGUCGUCAAGGAACCCAGUCAGUCCGGAAGGUUGGUGAAGAGCCUUGACAUUGGCUUGGUCGGGAAAAACGAAAUCUGGAUGAAUAUGUGGGAAGAGAGAACUGCCGAAGGUGGUGCCGUUCCAUUGCCCUUCAAGUUCGUCUAUCAUCCCGAGACUGGCUAUGCACCCAUCCACGAAGUCAUGGAAGGCCGGAAUGACCGCAUCAAGGAGUUUUACUACCGAAUCUGGUUCGGUGAGAAGGACGUUCCAUUUGACACCCCAACCACCAACACGUUUGACGGUGGCAAGGCCACGAUCGUCACUCAAGACAUUGCCGACUUUGUUCACGCGGUUGGGAACACUGGGGAGGCGUUCGUUGAUCGGCCAGGCAAAGAAGUCUUUGCUCCCAUGGACUUUGCCAUCGUCGUCGGUUGGAAAGCCAUCAUCAAACCCAUCUUCCCUCGCUCCAUUGACGGUGAUUUGCUCAAACUGGUUCAUUUGUCUAAUGGCUUCCGCAUGCUUCCGGGCGCUGAGCCGUUGAAGGUGGGUGAUGAGCUUCACACCUCUGCCAGAAUCAAUGCGGUCAUCAAUCAAGAUUCCGGGAAAAUGGUUGAGGUGUGUGGGACCAUCACCCGCCAAGGUCAGCCCGUCAUGGAAGUCACCAGUCAAUUCUUGUACCGAGGGAACUAUACGGACUACGAGAACACCUUCCAGCGCAAAGAAGAGACCCCCAUGCAAGUUACGCUUGCGUCAUCCAAGGACGUGGCUGUCCUCCGAUCCAAGGAGUGGUUCCAUCUGGACGAGCCCGGUAUCGACCUGCUGGGCCAGACUUUGACCUUCCGUCUGUCUUCUUUGGUCCGAUUCAAGAACAAGACCGUCUUCCAAAGCGUCGAGACCGUGGGCCAGGUCCUGCUUGAAUUGCCCACCAAGGAAAUCAUUCAAGUCGCUUCUGUCGAAUACGAUGCCGGUGUUUCUCACGGGAAUCCCGUGAUUGACUACCUGCAGAGACAUGGCCAAUCCAUCGAACAGCCGGUCAACUUUGAGAAUGCGAUCCCCUUGAGUGGCAAGACUCCUCUGUCUCUCAAAGCUCCGGCAUCGAAUGAGACGUAUGCUCGCGUCUCGGGCGACUACAACCCCAUCCACGUCUCUCGUAUCUUUGCCAGCUACGCCAAUCUUCCUGGCACCAUCACUCACGGCAUGUACUCCAGUGCCGCGGUUCGAAGCUUGGUCGAGACCUGGGCCGCGGAGAACAACAUCGGGCGUGUCCGAAGCUACCACGUCUCUUUGGUGGGCAUGGUUUUGCCCAAUGAUGACUUGGAAGUCAAACUCGAGCACGUUGGUAUGGUCGCCGGUCGCAAGAGUAUCAAGAUCGAAACCAGCAACAAAGAGACCGGUGACAAGGUUCUCCUGGCCGAGGCCGAGGUCGAGCAACCGGUAUCGUCGUACGUCUUCACCGGUCAAGGUUCUCAAGAACAAGGUAUGGGGAUGGAUCUUUAUGCUCGAAGCCCCGUGGCCAAGGAAGUUUGGGAUCGUGCCGAUCGUCACUUCGUGGAAAACUAUGGCCUCUCGAUCAUCAACAUUGUCAAGAACAAUCCCAAGGAACUCACCAUUCAUUUUGGCGGACCUCGUGGCAAAGUUAUCCGACAAAACUAUAUGGCCAUGACUUUUGAAUCCAUCAAUGCGGACGGAUCGGUCAAGUCGGAGAAGAUUUUCAAGGAAAUCAAUGAAAACACCACCUCAUACACCUACCGGUCGCCCACCGGUCUGCUGUCUGCUACUCAAUUCACCCAACCAGCCUUGACUUUGAUGGAAAAGGCCAGUUUUGAAGAUAUGCGCUCCAAAGGUCUUAUCCAGCGUGACAGCAGCUUUGCUGGUCACUCUCUCGGUGAAUACUCUGCCCUGGCCUCCAUCGCGGAAGUCAUGCCCAUUGAAAGCUUGGUGUCGGUUGUGUUCUAUCGUGGAUUGACCAUGCAAGUGGCGGUGGAGCGCGAUGAGCAAGGCAGAAGCAAUUACUCGAUGUGCGCCGUCAACCCGAGCCGUAUCUCCAAGACAUUCAACGAGCAAGCUCUGCAAUAUGUGGUGGAGAACAUUGCCGAAACCACCGGGUGGCUGGUGGAGAUCGUCAACUACAAUGUGGCCAACAUGCAAUACGUCUGCGCCGGCGAUCUCCGAGCAUUGGAUUGCUUGACCAAUGUCCUCAACGUGCUCAAGAUGCAGAAGAUUGACAUCCAGGCCCUGAUGCAACAGAUGUCACUGGAUGAUGUCAAAGCCCACUUGGUUGAGAUUAUCGGUGAAUGCCGCAAGAGAACUGAAGCCAAACCGCAACCGAUUGAGCUUGAACGAGGCUUUGCGGUGAUUCCACUCAAGGGGAUUGACGUGCCAUUCCACAGCACGUUCUUGCGAUCAGGCGUCAAGCCAUUCCGCUCGUUCUUGUUGAAAAAGAUCAACAAGACGAGCAUCGAUCCAGCGAAAUUAAUUGGCAAAUACAUUCCUAAUGUCACUGCCAGACCUUUCGAGAUUUCCAAGAGGUAUUUUGAGGAGGUAUACCAACUGACCAACUCACCCCGGCUGGCAAAGAUUCUAGAAGAUUGGGACAAGUAUGAAGGCGCCGGCGAUCCAGGGGCCAGGCGCCUCUCCACAGUGGCAUGA
Messenger RNA from Rhinocladiella mackenziei CBS 650.93, 6267 nucleotides. RefSeq lists its product as uncharacterized. Gene Ontology annotation, molecular function: [acyl-carrier-protein] S-malonyltransferase activity; enoyl-[acyl-carrier-protein] reductase (NADH) activity; fatty acid synthase activity. NCBI's taxonomy places the organism in Eukaryota, Fungi, Ascomycota, Eurotiomycetes, Chaetothyriales, Herpotrichiellaceae. The transcript has a single exon. The record is from RefSeq and is a predicted model, not a curated record. Bases 1 to 6267 code for a protein of 2088 amino acids. Gene Ontology annotation, biological process: long-chain fatty acid biosynthetic process. Gene Ontology annotation, cellular component: fatty acid synthase complex.